This is a messenger RNA of Cordyceps militaris CM01, 540 nucleotides long. RefSeq lists its product as uncharacterized. The transcript has a single exon. Bases 1 to 540 code for a protein of 179 amino acids. NCBI's taxonomy places the organism in Eukaryota, Fungi, Ascomycota, Sordariomycetes, Hypocreales, Cordycipitaceae. The record is from RefSeq and is a predicted model, not a curated record.
AUGUCGCAAAGACCCUCCACGCCGGUCAAGGUGCCCUCCUCCGCCGCCGACUACACACCGGCCACGCUCGACCCGGAUCUACGCUCGCAGAUCAACACGAUUCUCCUCCGCGACGGCCACGUCCCCAAGUCCGUCCCUCCCCCUUCCCCCCUCUCUCCCUUCCCCUUCCCACUAACCAACCCCCCUCCCCCUUCCCGCAGGAUACAAGAACGACUCCUCCACGCCCUCAACGCCGACGCCUCCAACUGGCCGACCAUGGUGCAGAACCACGCGCUGCACCUGCUCCGGUCCGGCGAGGUGCUGACCUUUCCCGCGCUGCUGCGGCGCGUGCUCGACGACAUCCACGAGGCGACCAACAAGGCAGCAGCAGCGGCGACGACGACGACGAAUGGCAGCAGCAGCAGCAAGGCCGCGGCGGCGGCGACAAACGGGACCGACGGCACCACGCUGCUCGCGCUGGCCGUGCCGCAGGCCGUCGUGGACGAGACGAUGCGCGUCACAAAGGAGUGCCUGGAGACUGUGUGCGAGAUUGAGGACUAG